Messenger RNA from Glycine soja, 4013 nucleotides. Its product is annotated as auxin response factor 19-like. NCBI's taxonomy places the organism in Eukaryota, Viridiplantae, Streptophyta, Magnoliopsida, Fabales, Fabaceae. The record is from RefSeq and is a predicted model, not a curated record. Bases 87 to 3383 code for a protein of 1098 amino acids. Gene Ontology annotation, biological process: regulation of DNA-templated transcription; response to hormone. Gene Ontology annotation, cellular component: nucleus. The transcript has 11 exons. Gene Ontology annotation, molecular function: DNA binding; protein binding.
AAUAAAAGAAAGGAGGUGAGAAUGAUGGUGUAAACGGUGAGAGCGUGGCGUCUGGUCCAUAACUGGGGAGGUAAACUGAUUGCAGUAUGAAGAAGAAGAGCAGCAUAAAGGCGGAGCUGUGGCACGCUUGUGCGGGGCCUUUGGUUAAGCUUCCUCCCUCCGGCACGCACGUCAUCUACUUCCCUCAAGGUCACAGCGAACAAGUCUCUGCUUCUCUCAACAGAGAUGUCCACUCUCAAAUCCCCAACUAUCCCAAUCUCCCCUCCAAGCUACUCUGUCUCCUCCACACUCUCACUUUGCAUGCUGAUCCCCAAACUGAUCAAGUCUACGCUCAGAUUACUCUUCAACCCCUCCCUUCUUUUGACAAGGAUGCUCUCUUGAGAUCUGAUCUCGCUCUCGAAUCCACCAAGCCACCACCUGACUUCUUCUGCAAACAACUCACCGCCAGUGAUACUAGCACUCACGGUGGUUUCUCCGUCCCUCGCCGUGCCGCCGAGAAGAUUUUCCCUCCUCUUGAUUAUUCUAUGCAACCUCCUGCUCAAGAACUCGUCGCCAGGGAUUUGCACGACACCGUUUGGACAUUCCGCCACAUAUACCGUGGACAACCAAAACGGCAUUUGCUUACCACUGGAUGGAGUCUGUUUGUUAGUGGAAAGAGGCUUUUUGCCGGAGACUCUGUUUUGUUCAUUAGAGAUGAAAAGCAGCAGCUUCUUUUGGGUAUCAGACGAGCUAACAGGCAACCCACCAACAUAUCGUCAUCAGUGUUAUCAAGUGAUAGUAUGCACAUUGGAAUUCUUGCUGCAGCGGCUCAUGCAGCUGCAAAUAAUAGCCCCUUCACCGUCUUUUACAAUCCUAGGGCUAGUCCCUCAGAAUUUGUUAUUCCUUUAGCCAAGUACUACAAGUCAGUGUACAGCCACCAGCCAUCACUUGGCAUGCGUUUCCGAAUGAUGUUUGAAACUGAAGACUCAGGAACAAGAAGGCAUAUGGGUACAGUUACAGGUAUCAGUGAUCUGGAUCCUGUGCAAUGGAAAAACUCUCAAUGGCGUAAUUUGCAGGUUGGUUGGGAUGAGUCAACCGCUGGGGAAAAGCGUAGCAGGGUCUCAAUCUGGGAAAUUGAACCAGUGACUGCUCCAUUUUUCAUCUGUCCACCUCCAUUCUUUAGAUCCAAGAGACCAAGACAACCUGGAAUGCCUGAUGAUGAAUUGUCUGAUUUUGAUAACAUUUUCAAGCAGACAAUGCCUUGGCCUGGUGAUGAUAUGUGCGUGAAGGAUCCCCAAGGUCUCCCUGGCUUGAACUUAGCUCAAUGGAUGAACAUGCAGCAAAAUCCUGCACUGGCUAGCUCAUUGCAGCCAAAUUAUGCACCUUCCUUAUCGGGUUCUAUUUUGCAAAAUAUUCCUGGACCUGAUAUUUCUCACCAGCUGGGAUUUUCUGCUCCACAAAUUUCUCAGUCAAACAAUGUAGCCUUAAAUACUCAGAGGCUUCUUCAGACCGCUCCACAACUGGAUCACCUUCAGAAGCUACCAUCUACUUCUAGCACAUUGGGAACAGUCCUGCCGCCGCAGCAACAGUUGGGUGAUAUCACUCAACAAUCGAGGCAGAACUUGGCAAAUCAAACAAUCCCUCAGGGUCAAGUUCAGGCCCAACUCGUGCAUCCCCAGAACAUUGUCCAAACCAACAAUAUUCUUCAACAGCAGCAACCAUCCAGUCAAAACCAUCAACUACAUAGAAGCCUCUCUCAGAACCCAUCACAGCAGCAGCAGCAGACAAUUAUUGGUCAGAAUCAACACCAAAAUUUGAUACAGUCUCCUAUGCCUGAUCAUGUUCAACAAUUACAGAUGUCUGACGAUCAGAUUCAGCUGCAGUUGUUACAGAAGCUUCAACAACAAAAACAAACACUCUUGGCCCAACAAACUGCAUUGCAGCAUUCUACUCAACUUACUCAAAUCCAGGAUCGGCAAAGACAGCUUUUAGACAAAACGCAUAACUUGUCUAGAGCACUAACACCUGGUCAAGUACGGGAAAUUCCUCCUAUUUUUCAGAAUUCACUCCCCAAGGCUAAUUCUAUCUCAAAUCCGAUUACAAAGGCCAAUUGCCAGAGCAAUAUUCAAUUCUAUCAGCAGCCCAAGCUUCAACAGCAGCAACCUGGCUUGCUUUCUGAAAUGCCUGGCCAUACGGCACUUCACCCUACCACUACAACCAACCAACUUUCUGCUGCUGGCAGUAGUAUACUGACUGGAGCAGGUGGUGCAGGGCAGUCUGUAAUUACUGAUGAAGUUCUAUCUUGCUCCACCUCACCUUCUGCAAAUAACUGUACCAAUGCACUUCCACAAUUGAUAAAUUCACGAUUCCAGAGAAGCACACUGGUAGGCGAUGACAUGGCCCAGUCUGCUGCCACAAUCUUGAGUUCAAGUGCCUUAGAAACCACGUCAUCAAAUGCAAACAUGUUGAAAGAUUUACAGCCAAAGUCUGAAGUUAAGCCAUCUCUGAAUAUUUCCAAAAUUCAGAAUCAAGGGCAUUUUGCUCCUCAGACAUACUUGAAUGGUAAUGCUGCCCAUACAGAUUGUUUGGACACAUCAUCUUCUACAACUUCAGUUUGCCUUUCUCAGAAUGACGCUCAUAUGCAUCAGAAUAACAAUCCAUUAUCUUACAAUCCACAGUCUUUGUUGUUUAGAGACAAUAAUCAAGAUGGGGAAGUUCAGGCAGAUGCUAGGAGCAAUAUUCCUUAUGCCAAUAACAUUGAUAGCCAAAUGGGAAUGCCACUGAAUCCAGAUUCACUCUCAACCAAAGGCACAUUGAGGUUGGGGAAGGAUUUGUCUAAUAAUUUCUCUUCAGAAGGCAUGCUUGGUAAUUAUGAAAUUAACAGAGAUGCCCAGCAGGAACCUUCGUCUUCAAUGGUUUCACAGACAUUUGGUGUACCUGAUAUGGCCUUCAAUUCAAUUGAUUCCACAAUAGAUGAUAGUAACUUCUUGAAUAGUGGUCCAUGGGCUCCACCACCAGCACCGCCACUGCCACCUCUGCCACCAGCACAGUUUCAGCGGAUGAGGACAUAUACCAAGGUAUAUAAACGUGGAGCUGUGGGAAGAUCCAUAGACAUAACACGGUAUUCAGGUUAUGAGGAGCUUAAACAGGAUCUAGCUCGUAGGUUUGGCAUAGAGGGACAGCUGGAGGAUCGGCAAAGGAUAGGUUGGAAACUUGUCUAUGUGGAUCAUGAGAGUGAUGUUCUACUAUUGGGAGAUGACCCUUGGGAGGAGUUUGUGAACUGUGUUCGCUGUAUUAAAAUACUUUCUCCUCAAGAAGUGCAACAGAUGAGCUUGGACGGAGAUUUUGGCAAUGGUGGCCUUCCAAAUCAAGCCUGUAGCAGCUCUGACGGUGGGGAUACUUAAAAUGGAGUUCAGUAAUACACUAACUAUUCUUCCGUAUUGUUAACUCAGAUUAUUUCUGGGAGAUGCAUUAUUGUCCUAGUUCCGAAAGGCGGUUAUUAUGCCACUGGGGACUUGAAAGCGAUCUUUUGCAGUUUGAAAGGAGAAUUUUUGUCUCUGUUCUGGACGUGCUAAUUUUAAGAGCCAAAUGAAGGUGGAGAAGCGAGCUGCUCCUAGUGCUACAAAUUCAAUUAAGUUACUAUAAACUGGUACUGAAUCGAAUGUUUGGAGCACCCGGACAAAACUAGACGUGUUUCAAGCCAUAGAUUUGUUGUUGUUGUAAUGUUGAAAAGAAUUGUUCUUGGCAUGGUCAGAAAUAUUUAAUUCUAUGUAUUGUAGAAAGAAAGGUUUAAUAUUGAGCGGUGGUUUUGAAUGUAUAAAGUCAUAGGCAGCUAGAUUUUGCGGAAGCUUUCACGAUCUUCCAUCCUUGGAGGCACCUUAGUAAUUUUUAGCCUAGAGGACUGUGAAGUAGAGAAACUUCAAAUGUUGUAAGGUCAUGUAGACACUGUUGCAUUGUUUGCUUGAAGCAUAAGUACUAAAAAUGGUGGAGAAUUAAUUGACUGUACAGGAGAUCGAUUACUAGUAUUUGACACA